Emiliania huxleyi CCMP1516 is the source of this 471-nucleotide messenger RNA. RefSeq lists its product as hypothetical. The record is from RefSeq and is a predicted model, not a curated record. The annotation marks the transcript as partial. Gene Ontology annotation, biological process: protein phosphorylation. The transcript has 2 exons. NCBI's taxonomy places the organism in Eukaryota, Haptophyta, Isochrysidales, Noelaerhabdaceae. Gene Ontology annotation, molecular function: ATP binding; protein kinase activity.
CUGCAGGAGGCGGAGCUGCUCAAGUCGCUCAACCACCCAAACAUCGUGGCGUACAUCGACACGCUGUCCUCACGGACAAAGCUUUACCUCCUCAUGCAAUACUGUGACGGCGGCGACCUCGAGCAUCGCCUGAACCAGGCUCGCGAAGAGCGUGUCAUGCUGCCGGACGCGAGGCUCCUCGAUUGGUUUGUGCAGAUGGCGCUGGCGCUGCAGUAUCUCCACUCGAAGCGCAUCCUGCACCGUGACCUCAAGACGGCCAACGUUUUCUUGACCGCCCUCGGCAUCGUCAAGCUGGGAGACUUUGGCGUGUCGCGCGUCCUAUCUGCGACGACCGAACUCGCCAAGACGUUUGUGGGGACGCCGUACUACCUCUCACCCGAGCUACUUAACAAUUCGCCCUACGGCCACGCCUCGGACGUGUGGGCGCUCGGGGUAAUCUUCUACGAGAUGUGCACCCUCGCCCAUCCUUAC